Messenger RNA from Pleuronectes platessa (European plaice), 6607 nucleotides. RefSeq names its product AT-rich interactive domain-containing protein 3B. Gene Ontology annotation, cellular component: nucleus. The record is from RefSeq and is a predicted model, not a curated record. Gene Ontology annotation, molecular function: DNA binding. The coding region runs from base 738 to 2564 and encodes 608 amino acids. The transcript has 9 exons. Gene Ontology annotation, biological process: regulation of transcription by RNA polymerase II. NCBI's taxonomy places the organism in Eukaryota, Metazoa, Chordata, Actinopteri, Pleuronectiformes, Pleuronectidae.
UAUCAAUGAUACACGUCUAUGUAUAGGUUAAGAUAUUGAGGUAGACAACAUAUAUGGUAGCAUGUGAGUAGAACCUAAUUCAAACACCUUUUAACUAUUUUACCGGCUUUAGGUUUACAUUUUUCAUCUUAACCAUGUGGGGUAGAAGGCGCCUCACAGGCACAUAGACUAGAAUAACAAAUUAAAGAGUUUGAAUGGAUCGGGCGGAACUAUUGGAUGAAGAAGAGGUGAGGAGGCCACUGGGACUUGUUGCUGUCGCUGGGCGGGCCCACUGCUGCUGGUGCGCCAUGCGGGGGGUGUCAAUCGAAGGGGGAGAAACACGACGAGUGAGGGGAGUCACCUCAGCGCUGCGCGAGAUAUGAGACCGGGCCGCUCUGCUGUCGGUGCCUGUUCCGCUCAACAAGAACUCCACGAAGGCGUCCGCGGGGCCAGGAGACGGGCAGAGUGAGCCGAGAGAUCCCCCUGAGCGGAGGAGAAGAAGAAGAAGAAGAAGAAGAAGGAGAAGAAGAAGGAGAAGAAGAAGAGGACGGAGGAAACCACAGGAGCGUCUCUGUCAGUCGCAGUCUGCGGCGCGUGCACACAGCCUCUCGGCCGCCCCCCCCCCUCCUCGUGCGUGCGCGCGUGUGUUUACAAGUGUGCGAGACGACCGCCAGGAACGAGGGAAGGAGAGGUAGAAAAAAAAGAGGAAGAAGGAUAAGAAGAAGGAGGAGGAUAAAAGCCAAGGAAAGGAAGGAGGGAUGGUGGACAACUCCAACAGUAGCAAGGCGCAAAUGCCCAGUAUGUCACAAGAGCCUGGUGUGGCCUUUCCUCAGAGCACCUCUACAGGGGGGAUGAAGCUGGAGGCAGUGAUGGAGCAACUCCAGCGCCAACAGCAGGCUCGACUCGAAAUGGAGCGCAAGGAGAGGAAGCUGCGAGAGGCCCAUAUCAUGUAUGCCCAGCAGGUUGCUGCCCAGCAAGCCAUCCUGGCAGCUGCCCGGGCUUCUGGGGCCACAUUCAUGGGCAAAAGCCUGGCCGGAGUCAUCCCAGGAGGCGGGUUGCCUCCCCGGGUUUCCAAUCAGAGCAGUGUGGACUCCGAAAGAGAGGAUGAUGAGGACAGAGGCCGUGAUUCUGGUGAUGAGGAUGACGACAAUGAGAUGAUGGAAGGAGACGAGGGCAGUGAUGAGGAUGAGGGAAGUGCCAGUGGUCUGGAGUUCCUCCGCAAGCAGACCCUCGCUUUGCAGCAAAGCGCCUCCCGCAUCCCUUCCCGUCCAUUUGGCAGUUACUCUGCUUCGGCCCCCCAGAGGGCUGCGUCGCCGCCUAUCAGAGUGAAGCAGGAACCUGACGAGGGCCUGUCUCCUGCGGGGCCUCACUCAGCUACCUCUCCUAAUGGACAGGCAGACUGGGGUUUUGAAGAUCACUUCAGACAGAAUGGCAGUGCAGGUUGGGCGGAUGAGGCCGACAGCAGCAGAGGGAGAGGAGAGGCCUCCAGAGACUUUGCAAAGUUGUAUGAGUUGGACAGUGACCCCAAAAGGAAGGAGUUUUUGGAUGAUCUCUUCACCUUUAUGCAGAAAAGAGGAACCCCUGUCAAUCGUAUCCCCAUCAUGGCAAAGCAGGUCCUGGAUCUGUACAUGCUGUACAAGCUGGUGACUGAGAAGGGGGGGCUGGUGGAGGUCAUCAACAAAAAGAUCUGGAGAGAAAUCACAAAGGGACUCAACCUUCCUACCUCCAUCACUAGUGCAGCUUUCACCCUACGCACACAGUACAUGAAAUACCUGUACCCCUUUGAGUGCGAGAGGAAAGGCCUUAGCUCCCCGGGUGAGCUCCAGGCCGCCAUCGACAGUAACCGACGCGAAGGCCGUCGUCCGAGCUAUAGCAGCAGCCUCUUCCGCUUCUCCCCUUCUCCAAGCACAGCCCCCCACAUCCUCUCCCCUCCCAAGAUGCACCUUUCAGCUCUGGGGCACGGGACCUCGUCAGUCCUCAAUGGCCUGCAUGCCUCACCAGGACCCUCUCUGAAGAAAGAAGACCUGACCUCCUCCAUCAUGGCAGGGCGGUCCUCCAUGGCGCUGGCCCUGGGUCAGCACCAGGUUGCUGGAUUGGCAAGAGCCGCCACACUGGAGCAGUUGAGAGAAAAGCUGGAGACCGGCGUUGGAGGAGAAGGGCCAGAGAGGAAGAUGGCCCGUCUGGCAGAGGAGCAGCAGCGUCUGAUGCAGCAGGCUUUCCAACACAACCUGCUGGCUAUGGCGUCCCAAAUGCCUAUGAACCUGCGCAUGGGAGCCCCCGUCAUCACCACUAGAGAUCAGAAGCAGCAGGAUAUGUCUCUUAGCAUCUCGACUAAUGGGAAUGCCAGCAUCACAGUCUCAGUGGAGGUCAAUGGCACAGUCUACUCAGGAACCCUGUUUGCCCACAAGUCUGCAGGGGGCCCGGGGCCUGCUGUCUCGGCUGCCGCUGCUACAGCCUCCCCUGCUGGAACCAGCACUAGCUUUGGCUUCUCUAUGCCCCCGGCUCAGACCCUCAGCCCCUCGUCCUCCUCAUCCUCCUCCAAGGGUCCUGGCUCGGCCGAGCCGGUCCCCAGCGGGUCACCUUGAUUCCAGCUGCCCCUUGUACCUGCUCCCCCGGCCUCUCUUCCACUGGGAGGCCCUGCAUGAAUAUACAGUACAAUGAGAAACCAAUAAGAUUAACAAACUGUUGCACAACAAAUACCUCAUCAACCCUGUCAACGUCUUGGCUGUCCAAUCAUGAACACAGAGCCUGAGAAUAUUAUAUGACAACAUGUGCACGAACGCACAGCUAUGCAUUUUACUCAACACACACACUCAUACACACACACACACACACACACACACACUACAUAACAAACACACACAGACACACAAUCCACACACGUGUUAAUCCUAAUAUACAUGCUAAACACAAUCAGCUCAGCCAAAACCCACUGACAGGUGUAGUCACAACUGAACUUGAAAAGUUUUAUUUUAGGACAUUUUGUUUGUUUGUUGCCAUUUUUGUCGUCUUUUUUGAUUUUGUGUUUUAGAAUGAUUUUGUUUUUAGUUUUUCCCUUUUAACAUACCUCAAAUCAAGUAACCUGCAGUGGUGUCUUUACCUCAGGAGCUGUAGUAUAUUUAACCUGAAUCAACUUUAUUUUUGUAUUCUUUUUGACCUAGUUGCAAUCAGGGGAAGUCGGGUUAACUCUCACCAGUGGAACCUUGUGUACAUAGCAGCCACCUCUCAGUGACAGGCCUCCAAGCUGGGCCGCUCACGUUUCUUUAACAUGCUGUUGCCCCCUUUGCUGAAUUCAAACUGGUGAAUGAUCAGAUGCUGUAGAUCGGCACAUUAAAUACCUCAUUGCAUAACUCCGCCCUCAAUUCAGAUUAUGUGAAAUCCAUUGCAGAAAGGCUGGAAGUGCAAACCCUAAAUCUAACCUCUCCCCGGUCCACACACGCUGUCCUUAAACAAACAGUGCACAAAGCUGGGGGAACAGCAACUCACAAGCCUCGCAGACCCUGAGCUCAUGUCUCCACUCGGCUCCUAUCUUUGUUACAGAGCAGUAGCACCGAGGCCUUCUUAGCCCCCCUGCUACACAAUCAGAUUUGAGCUGUUUGUAGCUAAUUUUGUUUAUGCAUCCUUCCUCCAGCUGCAGCCACAGAGCUGAAUGCCGAUCUGACAGCAUCAUUGUCAACACAUAGUUCUCAGACCUCAUACCCGCCCCUCUGGUAUGGAGUCCAUUUCUCUCUCUCUCUCUCUCUCUCUCUCUCUCUCUCUCUCUCUCUCUCUCUCUCUCUCUCUCUCUCUCUCUCUCUCUCUCUCUCUCUCUCAGGAAGUGACAACUUCAAGGACUCACUGUUAAAUUAAAGGGAAACAAGAAAGGAUUCAUACCUGAAGAAUGCACAAGUCUACAUGACUGUUUAUACCUCAUCAGACUCCCUCACAAGGGGGGUUACACUACAUACCUCAUACGGCUGCAAGGCCAUCGUGACUUGACGCCCCAAAAACCUGUGAAUGGAAAUCGUACCUGAACUGAAACUGACACAAACAUACCCUAACACUCUGCUUAUGGUUUUGGGGACAAAUAGAACUGGGGUGGGCUCGCUAUCUCUCUCUCCUGUAUUUACUUGUAGAACUUUUUUUAUGCUUGCUUCCAUCUUUCUUUCUCUCUGCCUCCUUUCUGUCCUUUUUUCCUCCUUUCUUUGGUUUCUCGAGUUGUUUUCUGAGAAGAACGAUAUAUCUGCAUCAUUUUCAGGGAAGAGGAAAACAGCGUUAGCCAUUUCCUCACUGACAUAUGUAGAUUUGUGGGAUUGAUCACAGGUUUCAAGGUCACAAAGGUCGAGAUGAAUAAAGAAGAAACGACCGCAUUAACCUUGAAUUUGAUUGUGAUUUGCAUUAUCGCAGUUAAUAUCUUCUUUGAUUACAGCAGCGGAAUGAUAUGCAUGUGUACAAUCAUGUGACCAGUGCUUUAACACUCUUAUCCUCUGGUUCAUAUUAGACUCUGGUUAUUGCACAGCUAAAUACCAAAGACUAGCCCAGUCUCUCCUCUAGAAAGACCCCUAAUACUGUCCUGCUCACACCCACUGCGGUGCACUGUACGACAGGUCAAGGUCCAUUUUGGAAAAAAAUGUUGCAUCUAAUCUCACUUAAUCUUUUUUUUAUAUAUAUAAGAAUAUAUUUAGGGUGAUGUGAGGUAAAUUUCGUUGAUUUUGUGACAUGUACAGAUGGACAUUAUUUGUAGGCUAUUAGCAGAUAUUUAAGUGUCAUUGUCCAGAACUAGGCCCAGAUGCUGUUGCUUCUCCCUCUAAUUUAAUCCCACCCACUGUGGAUGCAGUGCUGCGCCGCCAAAGUGGACAGAUGCUCACGAGUUUAAUAAUUAUAAAGACCCACUUCCUGAUAAUGCAGGUAUUUUUCCUCCUUUAAUAUAAAUUCUUAGCAUUUUCAAAACACCAUAAUGGAUGGACAUGACUUUUCUAGCUUUAUCUGUGUUGAAUGUGAGGCAUUUAACUGUGUAGAAACCCCUUAAAGCCCGGUGUGAACUGAGGAGGCAGACUUGUUGCUUUUUACUAGACUGUAUUUUAGCCAUUACGUGUCAGGUUUUGCAGACGUUUUGCAGUGCAGAUCACAGUUGAGGGUUCGAGGGGCUGGACGAUGGUGCUGUUAGUCCUUUUUGCUGUACCCUUCAGAACCCUGUAUGACACAUAACUGUAUUUUAUAAUGGUGAGAAUUGUAGAUGCUGCCUUAAAAAUAGUUGCUGGUGAGAUCCGGACAGUGGAGCUUUCACUACUCAGCUGGCUGGGAAUAAAACAAAUGUCUUUCUCUUCGAGCUUAAUCCUUUGGAGAGUAAUCAAAGAAUUCAAUCAGAUGUUAGACACCAGUUGUGAGAGGAGAGUUUUGCUAUUUAUUUGUGUGUUUUUUUCUUCUGGUGGACCUUGUGUUUAGUAACAGUUGAGCUUAAAGACUUUGGGCUGUGUCACUAAAACACCUCCUUAUUUCUGAGUCCAAGCUUUCUGUUGCAUCUGCUAAGUCCAAGCAAUGACUGUUUGAUAAUGUAGAUUCACUGCCUUUGUAUGUCUGUGUGUGGUUGAGUGUGUUUCAUGUGUGUGCAAGCAGGUUCAGUGCAUACUGUGGUAGCAGUUUUAGCAUGUAGAGAAAUGUACCUUCAUGCACUUAUAAUAACAUUAAGGAUACUGCUGGUGGAGCUACUGUCAUGGUUAUAUCUUUGGAGAGGAGGGGCUUCUAAAAUCUUUACUGAGAUAUCUGGAGCAUGAGGUUUCAUUUACAGACAUGCAAUUCCCAGUUUGUUAAAUGGGAACAGCACUGUACAGCUACAGUUAUCUGCUGCUGCUGAAGAGUGAUGAAGUGUUGAAUGUCUGGUCACCUCCUUAAUGUCCGGGCUCCUCCCACCUGACCUGCUGCGUGGAUGAAUUUGUAUGUGUGUGUGUGUGUGUGUGUGCGUGUGUGUGUGUGUUUGUGUGUCUAUCACAGACACCCCCCCCAUCCAACCUCAUUAUACCACAAUACCUCAGGGCAGUGGGCUGUACUCACUGUUGCGUUCGGGGGGACGAGUACUGACGGAGGCUGCAGUCACUUCGCCGAAUGCUACUUUUGGUUUUUGGUGUUGCAUUUUGGGAUUUUUCUUUACGUUGUUGUUGUCAGUAACUGCCGGCAAAGUCUCGUCACUCAGGAAGCUGUGAAGUUGGAAGUCUGCAGAACCUCUUGUCUCUCAGAUGAUUUUGGAGUUAAUUCAGUUUUAAAUUGUUUAAGAACUAACCUGAUCUGUGUAAAAACAGGCGCAUAUGCAAGUGGUUAUCGAAUACCUCAUUUAUCAAUUUUAUGUUGUUUUUUGGCUUGUACAAUGCUCCGUAUAUUAAUUCAACUGUGGGGUUUGUGCAUAUUUUUGUACUGUUAUUAUUAUGGACAUGAUAAUAAUGAUAUUAUAGUUUUCUCUUUGAUUAAAGUAAACAAAAAAUAGGACAAAAUACAUGAAUGCUUGUAAAAACUGGUUUGUGCUGAUUGUAUUUAAGAGGAGCACUUUUCCAAAGUGGUUUUCACACAUUCAGUUUUGUUCAUAUUAGUAAUAUAAAGAUAUGGUUCUCAGGGCUUUAAACUUGUAUGUCAUGAUAAAGUUUUACUUUAUAUCUUA